UUCUCAAACAAUGGCUUCUUCUUCUUCCCUAUCUAAAGAGCUUCAUUUUCUAUUGAUACCUUUAAUGUCUCAAAGUCAUAUUAUACCAAUAAUAGACUUUGCAAAAUUACUAGCCCUACAUAGAGUCAAAAUAUCUAUCAUCACAACACCUCUCAAUGCCCAAAAAUACAAAUCUAUAGUCACACAUGCCCUAAAAUCCAAUCUAAAUAUUCAACUAAUACCUAUUCAUUUUCCAACCCAAGAAUUUGGAUUGCCUCAAGGAUGUGAAAAUAUGGACUCACUUAAUUCACUAGAAAUGUUCAAAAAUUUCCUUUUGGCUAGUGAAAUGAUGCAAGAACCACUAGAGAAAUUGAUUCAAGAUCAUAUGGAACCAAAGCCAAGUUGUAUCAUUUCUACUAGUCCUCUCACUUGGACUCAACAACUUGCUAAUAAGUUCAAGAUUCCUAGGUAUAUAUUUCAAACUAUUUCUUGUUUCACCCUCUAUUGUUCUCAUAUGUUAAAUGAAACAAGCAUACAAGAUACCCUUGUGUUGGAUGAUGAUACAUUCUUGAUACCUAAUAUACCACACAAGAUUGAGUUUACAAAGGCUCAAUUGCCUCAAUCUACUCAAGAUAUGAAGAGUCUUGUGGACAAAAUGAAGAAGUUUCAAGAUUUGGCUAGAGGUAGUUUGAUUAAUACUUUUGAGGAGUUGGAACCUUGGUAUGUUGAGUCAUACAAGAAAGUUGUGAACAAAGUAUUUUGUGUUGGUCCAGUAUCAUUAUGUAAUAAAGGAAUGGAUGAAAUGGUUGAUAGAGGCAACAAGGCUUCAAUUGAUGAUGAACAUGAUAAUUGUUUGAAUUGGCUUGAUACUAUGAAGCCAAAAUCAGUCAUUUAUGCUUGUUUUGGUAGCCUUUGUCACAUUUCAUUAUUGCAAAUGAAGGAAAUUGGAUUAGGGUUAGAGUCAUCAAAUGUACCUUUCAUUUGGAUAAUUAGAGGGCUAAACUUUACAUUAGAAGUUGAAAAAUGGCUAAGAGAUGAAAAUUUUGAAGAUAGGGUUAAAGGAAGAGGGAUGAUUAUUAGAGGUUGGGCCCCACAAGUCCUAAUAUUAUCUCAUCCUUCCGUCGGAGGAUUCUUAACACACUGUGGAUGGAAUUCAGCACUAGAAGGGAUCUCUCGUGGCGUGCCAAUGACUACUUUUCCUAUGUUUGCCGAGCAAUUUUACAAUGAAAAAUUCAUCGUAAAUAUCUUGAAGACUGGAGUUCGAGUUGGCAUUGAAGUGAGUACUACCUCUUGGAAUGAAGAGAAGAGUGGAGUAUUGAUUAGCAAAGAUCAAGUCAAAAAAGCAAUAAAUCAAUUAAUGGAUCAAGGAUUAGAGGGUGAAGAAAGAAGAAAAAUAGCAAAGGAUUUGUCACAAAUUUCAAAGAAGGCUAUACAAGAAGAAGGUUCUUCAUACUUGAAUAUCAAAUUAUUGAUUGAAGAUGUCAUGCAUGUACUCAAAAAUAAAGAAGAAAUUGAAUAGGAUUUGAAGAGUCCUCACACAAUCAUUCACAUUAAUUUUAUAAUAAAUUAUUAAAGUUAUCAAUGUA
Molecule: messenger RNA, 1565 nt
Organism: Solanum pennellii
Lineage: Eukaryota; Viridiplantae; Streptophyta; Magnoliopsida; Solanales; Solanaceae
Product: UDP-glycosyltransferase 73C4-like
Exons: 1
Coding region: 11-1498 (495 amino acids)
Molecular function (GO): UDP-glycosyltransferase activity
Source: RefSeq, a predicted model, not a curated record